UAUCAGCUAGACUGGAAAAUCAUCAGUUGCCUCGCAAAAACAGAACAAUCAAUUUCUUGUUUUAGCCAAGAAAAUGAAGUUCUUAAUAUCUGCUCUACUUUUCACCUCUGCGGUGUUUAUACAAUUAGCCUCGAGCUUGCCACUCAACGACCUUGGACCUAAUGCAGACACCAAGAACCCUUCAAAUGCUGGUUCUCCAGUAAUCGGACAAACAACACCAAAUGACCAAUCUAAGUCGGUUUCUAGCCCUUUAGGUAUAUCUAAAGAUGGACCUAAAACAUCACCAAAUGAGCAGCCUGACCUCGCUUCUAAUCCUCAAGCUCAACCUCAAGAUGGAUCUAGCAAGUCACCAGCUGAUCAGGGUAAACUAGGAGGAAAAUAUGAGGAACAUGUAAAACCUGAAAAGUUCGAAGAACCUAAGGAAUCGCUUUCAAGUCCUCCAGGUCAACCCAAGGACGGAUCUAAACCAGAACGAUAUGAACAUCUAAAACCAACGGAACAAGCGGAAGAACCUAAUGAACAACAUCAAAAUGGCAGCAAACCUGAGGCAGGUAAAGACUCUAAAGAAUCCAAAGAAUCUGAUAACGCUAAACAUAAUGAAGAAGAAGAAGAAGAAGAAGAGGAAGAAGAAGUAGAAGACAGAAGCCAUGAAAAUGCAGAUGUUAGCACAUGUGACAGGGAUGAAAAUUCAGACGAUCCUGAACAACUUGUAAUAUUUGGAAUUUUUAAAAAAGCUAAACAUUCUGGGGAUAAAAAAGAUAAAUAUGGAGAAAAACAAGGAGCUUGGCACGAUGGAUCGGCUGGACCAAUGAGACAAUCACUACCAGAACCACAAAAAGUAGUUAUGCCACCAUCCUCUGCUAAAGAUGGAGAUGUACCACCACCCCCUCCUAAGCCUAAAGAUGUAACACAACUUCCUCCUAAAAAUGGAGACGUACCACCACCCUCUGGUAAAAAUGGAGAUGUACUACCACCCCCUCCUAAGCCUGAAGAUGUAACACAACCCCCUUCUAAAAAUGGAGACGUACCACCACCCUCUGCUAAAAAUGGGGAUGUACUACCACCCCCUCCUAAGCCUGAAGAUGUAACACAACCCCCUUCUAAAAAUGGAGACGUACCACCACCCUCUGCUAAAAAUGGAGAUGUACUACCACCCCUUUCUAAGCCAGGAUAUGUAACACCAUCUCCUUCUAAGCCUGGAGAUUUAUCUUCACCCUCUCCUAAGGAUGGAGAUCUAUCAAAAGACCCUUCUAAGGCUGCAGAUUUAUCACCACUCCCUGGUAAGAAUGGAGAAGAAAACCCUGCUAAGGCUGGCUCUUUAACUGCUGGACCACCAACACCAAAAGGAGGAAAUUAA
Belonocnema kinseyi is the source of this 1357-nucleotide messenger RNA. RefSeq names its product protein diaphanous homolog 1-like. The record is from RefSeq and is a predicted model, not a curated record. Lineage: Eukaryota; Metazoa; Arthropoda; Insecta; Hymenoptera; Cynipidae. The transcript has 2 exons. Bases 74 to 1357 code for a protein of 427 amino acids.